CGAAAAGGGACAGACAAUCAAAUCUCCAGAAUAAAACCCUCAAUGGCUGCCUUUCCGCCUUCCUCCCCCUCAGCCUCCUCCUCAUCUGCAUCUUCCUUGCCCUCUCUCUAUCCGUCCUCCUCCUACAGUUCAAUUCACUCCCCACCAUUGACCAGUGCCAAUCUUUCCUCGUUGCCUUUAUCGCCUUCCCAACGUCCCUCUAGUCUUCGUGCCCGAGAUCAGCUAGAGACUCUUAUUGCGAGACACGGUCACCCCACCAGAGUUUCGUUGUCAUCCCUCGAAGAAUUAACGGCCACCUCGUCGACUUAUAGUCCGCCGUCCCCCCAGUCACCCGUCUCGGAAACCACAGACUAUUUCGCGGGUCUCAAUCUCAACCACUCUGCCUCUCGUCCGAUACCUAUACCAAAGCCAUCCCAUAUCACGCACGAUCACGAUUUUCCCGUGACCCCGUUGACCGGACGUUUUGACAAGGGCUACUACUUCGCCCACCGUGAGCACAUCGAGAGAAGUCGUGAUAAGCCAACCCAUACAAGACCAUCUCGUCCAGGGCAUCGUUCACACUUCUCUGAACCGUCCAGAAUGCGCUCUGAUAGCUCGACAUUGUACGCGCCGGUCGCUACUCCUGCCAUGUCGUCAGCUGGUCGCCCUCUUUCCCCCCAGCCAUCGCGCGCCCGGGGCGGAAACUCAUCCAAACCAGCCCCAGCCUUUCAUCUGGGAAGCUUGCCACGGUUCCAUCCCGCUGUUUAUCAGUCCUCUGGAACCUCUCAGACCCUGUCUGCGCAGCCUCCAUCACCUCGACAACCCCGACAGCACGGAUACCGUGCGUCAGCCGGCUCUCGCGACUCCAUGUGGCGAGAUCUGGCGGAUGGAAACAUUCUUAUCAAAGCUCCCUCACGCCCACUCUCACCCAGUCCAUCUGCACCACGUCUCGACCCGCUGAACAGCCCUGGACCAGUUACACCUCUCGCACUCGAGGAUGCAGGUGGCUAUCUGGGCUCGGGCACAACCACUGACCCUACUGCUCGCGAAAGCCACUACUCCGGCCCGGCGCCUGAUGCAGUGGACAAGCUCAUCGCUCGCGAGGCCGAGCGGGCCCGGCAGAAGGCCAGAAAAGGGCUGAAGGGCUACUGAACAGCCACAUCAUCGUGAGAAAUUGAUUUCCUCCUCCAUAUUGCAUUUUCAUUCUCAUUUUCUUUUGUCUUCUCGUGUAUUAUGAGAUCAUGCGCCUAUACCCCAUAUCGCCAAACCCAGACAUUUUCAAUUCUUUUCUUUCGGCUACUGUGUUACACACGAAUUUUCUCUGGUUUUACCGUUGCCUACAUCUUCUCCUCUCUCGGAGUUAUCUCGAUUUCUCGAGAUAACAUCUACUUCACCUUCAGCUUCACUUUACCGGGGGCUGUACAGAAACAGACUGUCUUCCUCGUGGCUAGACUGGAAUAGGAAUAGAAAUUGACCGCGAUCAAUGUUCCAAGC
Molecule: messenger RNA, 1473 nt
Organism: Aspergillus aculeatinus CBS 121060
Lineage: Eukaryota; Fungi; Ascomycota; Eurotiomycetes; Eurotiales; Aspergillaceae
Exons: 2
Coding region: 43-1131 (362 amino acids)
Source: RefSeq, a predicted model, not a curated record